Messenger RNA from Lathyrus oleraceus (garden pea), 849 nucleotides. RefSeq names its product cytochrome B5-like protein. Gene Ontology annotation, molecular function: heme binding. The record is from RefSeq and is a predicted model, not a curated record. The coding region runs from base 253 to 612 and encodes 119 amino acids. The transcript has 6 exons. NCBI's taxonomy places the organism in Eukaryota, Viridiplantae, Streptophyta, Magnoliopsida, Fabales, Fabaceae. Gene Ontology annotation, cellular component: membrane; intracellular membrane-bounded organelle.
UCAAAUUCUUUCCGGGCUAAUUUGAGCCCAAGUCCAUACGUAUCUGUAUUUUCCAGCCCAACACCCUUAUUCCCCACUCUCACAAACCAUAGUCUGUUGUUAUGUUCUUACUUGUUUUGACUCACACAUCCUUCCCCAUUGAUGACUGAUUUGCGACAUUUUCCCCACGUUGUUUCGUUUGUUCUUUCUUGAUGUUCCUAACUUCAUUCUUAACUGAUUGAAUUAAUCAUCAAAGUUUCCAACUUUACCAAAAUGGUAUGGCUAAUUGCAUUCGCAUUGCUUCUUGGUGUUGUCAUCGCUCUUCUUCUUUUCAACCCAAGACACCACAAAUCUGGACAAAAUGGAAAAGCUGUUUCCACCUCAAACAAUGAUAAGACAUCAAAAUCCUAUAGUAAAAAUGAAGUCACAUUGCAUAACACAAGAACAGAUUGUUGGAUAAUCAUCAAGAACAAGGUAUACGAUGUCACCUCAUAUGUGGAAGAACAUCCUGGUGGUGAUGCCAUUCUAGCACAUGCUGGAGAUGAUUCAACCGAAGGAUUUUUCGGGCCACAGCACGCAACUCGAGUCUUUGACAUGAUUGAAGACUUCUACAUUGGAGACUUGGACCAAUAGCUAAAACUUCAUUCGGUCUUCCUAUCGCAAACUUAAGUUUAGGUCCAAAAGUUUCUAAGCGGUGUUGGCCGGAUUCGUUUGUAAGUUUCCAGUUUCUAAGCGGUGUUGGAUAAUCGUAGGAUAUGUAAUUCAACAGUUUGAUUAUUACAUUUCUUGUUGCCAAUUUUUGCACUCUAUCAUUUAUCUUCAUUAGACAGUAUUUAAGCUGUUACUAUAUGAAAUCAUAGGAUCCCGUCA